CGCCGGAGAGAAGAAGCUUCUUCUUUCCGCGUGUUCCCAAGCCAGGUUCUAACCGGUGCUCGUCACAGCCAGCUAUGGCGGAGGCGCCGAGCUGGGCUGGGCUGGCGUCGACGCUCUGCGAUCGCAAGAAAUUUCGGUAAGCUGAGCGGCAUUCCUUGACUUCUUUCCAAGAUCGUCCAGCGUCUUGCUGGAGAUAUUUGGAUCGGGCAAAGCGUGCGUUACAGGUCGCAAGAAUCGCCGCCGCCACACUUCCUUGACAAGAUUCUAGCCGCAUUGCGUCGAUUGCCGGCCGGGCACGCCAAUUUCUGGUCAGCGCCGCGAUCGAUCGAUCGCCAUGUACCAUAAUUCAUGGGGCGGCCCCCUGGAGCUGGAUCCUUCCGUGAACGAGGAAGAUCAGAGCAACAGGAGCAUGGAUUUGGACAGGGCGGCCUUGCAGAAGCUGGAGGAGACGCAGCAGAGCUGGCUUCUCGGUGCCGGGGAGAAGAAAAGGAAGAAAACGAUCGAUCUGGGAUGCAUCGUUUGUAGCCAGAAGCUCUUCCUCGGGAUCGUCUACGCCAUCCUCGCGGUGGGAUUCAUCGCCGGAUUCACGGUUCUCAUCGUCAAGACAGCUCCCAGGCACCACCGCCAUCCGUCCCCUCCGGACAACUACACGCUCGCUCUACACAAAGCUCUCAAGUUUUUCAACGCCCAAAAAUCUGGGAAACUCCCGCAUGGGAACAACAUCUCGUACCGAGGUGACUCGGGUCUUAAGGAUGGAUCGGACAACCAGGCCGAUUUGGUUGGAGGAUACUACGAUGCCGGCGACAAUAUCAAGUUCCACUUUCCACAGGCGUUCGCUAUGACGCUGCUAAGUUGGAGCGUGAUUGAGUACAGUAGCAAGUAUGAGGCGGUGGGCGAGCUCGGUCACGUUAAAGACUUGAUUAAAUGGGGGACUGACUAUCUGCUCAAGACGUUUAAUGCCUCUGCGCCAAGCGUGAAUUCGAUCUAUGCUCAGGUAGGCAAGGGACGUGGGGAUUCUCCUGAUGAUCAUUUCUGCUGGGAGAGGCCAGAAGACAUGGACUACCCGCGGCCAUCGAUGCAGACUGGCACGGCAUCAGACUUGGCUGCGGAAAUGGCAGCCGCCUUGGCCGCGGCAUCUAUAGUUUUUAAAGGAAACAGUGCUUACUCCCAGAAGCUGGUUCACGGUGCGGACAUCUUGUUCAAGAUGUCCAGGGAUCGACGCGGUCGCUACAGUGCAAGCGUGCCUGAUGCAGCGGGAUUUUACAACUCGAGUGGAUACUACGACGAGUAUUUGUGGGGUGGAGCUUGGCUGUACUACGCAACGGGAAAUAUCAGCUACCUCCAACUUGUGACAACUUAUGGAAUAGGACGGCAUGCCGGGGCAUACAGAAACAGCCAGUUUUAUGGAGUUUUCAAUUGGGACAACAAACUUAUCGGUGCUCAGGUGUUGCUAACCAGACUAAGGAUGCUCCAAGGUCCUGGAUAUCCAUAUGAAACCGUCCUUAAGAGCUUUCACAAUCAGACAGACAUCGUUAUGUGCUCGUACUUGCCAGUGUAUAAAAUAUUUCCAAAGACGCCAGGAGGACUCGUGCUCUUCAACAGAGGCGGCCCGGCACCAUUGCAAUACUCCGUCAAUGCUGCAUUCCUAGCGACGCUUUACAGUGACUACUUACUGGCGGCGGACAUUCCUGGCUGGUCAUGCGGUCCGCAGCUCUACAAGGCUGACAAGCUACGCGAAUUUGCAAAGUCUCAGAUGGACUACAUUCUCGGGAAGAACCCACGGCAUAUGAGCUACGUUGUGGGAUUCGGCAACAAGUAUCCCAAGUACGUCCACCACCGAGCAGCAUCGGUUCCCAAGAAUCGCAAGACUGCUUGCGAUGUGUCUGGAUUCAAGUGGAGGGAUAGCAAGCAGCCCAAUCCCAAUGUUAUCGAAGGCGCUCUAGUCGGGGGCCCCGAUCCCAAGGACAGGUUCCAAGACAAGAGAGGGAAUUACAACUUCACGGAGCCGACCAUCGCUGGAAAUGCGGGUUUAGUCGCAGCUUUGAUCGCACUCUCUGGCAAAGACGACGCUGGUAUUGAUGCAAUGACGAUAUUUUCUGCGAUACCUCCUAUGUUUCCAGCUCCACCACCACCCUCCCCUCCAUGGACUCCAUAGAUUUUAUAUAUUUCAUUUUUUCAAUUGAACUAAUAUUUUAGUUCGCAUUAAUAAUAUAUCUAGCAUUAAACACUA
Molecule: messenger RNA, 2230 nt
Organism: Selaginella moellendorffii
Lineage: Eukaryota; Viridiplantae; Streptophyta; Lycopodiopsida; Selaginellales; Selaginellaceae
Product: endoglucanase 25
Exons: 6
Coding region: 335-2155 (606 amino acids)
Biological process (GO): carbohydrate metabolic process
Molecular function (GO): hydrolase activity, hydrolyzing O-glycosyl compounds
Source: RefSeq, a predicted model, not a curated record